Callorhinus ursinus (northern fur seal) is the source of this 2684-nucleotide messenger RNA. RefSeq names its product zDHHC palmitoyltransferase 23 (gene ZDHHC23). NCBI's taxonomy places the organism in Eukaryota, Metazoa, Chordata, Mammalia, Carnivora, Otariidae. The record is from RefSeq and is a predicted model, not a curated record. Gene Ontology annotation, molecular function: protein-cysteine S-palmitoyltransferase activity. Gene Ontology annotation, biological process: protein targeting to membrane; peptidyl-L-cysteine S-palmitoylation. Gene Ontology annotation, cellular component: endoplasmic reticulum; Golgi apparatus.
GGCGGGCGAGCUGCCCGGGCCGCGGCCGCCUGUGCUCACAGGUGGGCGGCGGCGGAGGCGCGGCGGAGCGGAGCCGGGGUCUCCGGGACUCCAGCCGUCAUACAGAGAGCCCAGCGGAGCAGAGCUCGGAAGACGCGUCCGCGCCUCGGGAGGAAUCUACCCUUCUCCCCUCCACCUGGGCCUCUUUGGCUGCAGCCGCACCUCGGCCCCGGAACCCAGGCGUUGGCGGAUAAUCAGAGGCGUGGAUGCGUUUACAAGAUGUGAGUCGUGUUCUUUUCGCCUUUACCUACUGAGGGCUUCUUAAACCUCGUGGUGACAGGUGGAAAUCGUGACACAGAAGGGCAGUAUGAAGCCACUGAAGAAAAACAAAGCGGAAGAACCUGAAUUGGAGCCCCUGUGCUGCUGCGAGUACAUCGAUCGAAAUGGGGAAAAGAACCACGUGGCCGCUUGUUUGUGUGAUUGCCAGGAUCUCGAUGAAGGGUGUGAUAGAUGGAUCACAUGUAAAUCCAUGCAGCCAGAGACUUGCGAAAGAAUCAUGGAUACUAUUUCUGAUCGCCUCCGAAUUCCUUGGCUUAGGGGAGCCAAAAAAGUUAACAUUAGCAUCAUCCCCCCACUCAUCCUCCUGCCCGUCUUCCUCCGCGUGGCUUCCUGGCAUUUCCUCCUGGGGGUGGUGGUUUUGACCUCCCUUCCUGUGCUGGCUCUGUGGUACUACUACCUCACUCACAGAAGGAAAGAACAGACUCUGUUUUUCCUGGGCCUCGGACUGUUCUCUCUGGGCUACAUGUACUAUGUGUUCCUGCAGGAAGUGGUCCCCAAAGGGCGUGUGGGGCCCACUCAGCUGGCUCUUCUUACCUGCGGGUUAUUUCUGGUACUCUUGGCCCUGUACAGAGCCAAGAAGAAUCCAGGCUACCUCAGAAAUCCAGCAAGCAAGGACAAAUCUCUCAGCAGUAGCCAAGUUGAAUGCCUGAGCAGAGACGGGCUGGAGAGGACCAGAGGGCUCCCCGGUGCGGGAUCGUCGGGCAGUCUCAGCAACCGCACGCCGAAGGACGAUCUUAAGGGCCCUUGCAGGGUGUUGGCCGGAAGCCCUGCCAAGGUGAAGGAGGACUGGUGUGCCAAGUGUCAGCUGGUGCGGCCGGCCCGGGCGUGGCAUUGCCGGCUAUGCGGCGUCUGCGUCCGGAGAAUGGAUCAUCACUGUGUCUGGAUAAAUAGCUGUGUUGGAGAAUCAAACCAUCAAGCAUUUAUACUUGCCCUUUCGAUCUUCUUGCUCACCUCGGUGUACGGGAUAACAUUGACCUUGGACACCAUUUGUAGAGAUAGAAGUGUCUUCACAGCUCUCUUCUAUUGUCCUGGAGUUUAUGCAGAUUACAGCUCCGCCCUGUCCUUCACCUGCGUGUGGUACUCCGUGAUCAUCACGGCGGGCAUGGCGUACAUCUUCCUCAUCCAGCUGAUCAACAUCAGUUACAACGUCACCGAGCGGGAAGUCCAGCAGGCCCUGCGUCAGAAGACGGGGCGCCGGCUCCUCUGCGGGCUCAUCGUGGACACGGGCCAGUACAACCGGGGCUUCCUGCGGAACUGGCAUCAGUUCUCCACCCUGGGCGCCGCCCCCUGCCACCACCCAGCCGAGGACAUUGUCUGAAGUGCCUUCUGUGUGGCUCUGUGAGGGGUGGCUCUCCCCUCUGCGCCCUCCCAGUGUACACGUCGGCGUCCGUGCAGGAUGUUCGCUUUUAUCCCCCGUUUCUUAAAGGCUGUCUAGGGCCAUGCUCAGGUUUAGACACAGGACUGGGAAGAAAUGAAUUUUUCUGAUUUCACCUUAAGAGAUUUUUAUAUCGAAGCAGUAAAAGUAGAGCCAUUCUUUUCCAGUCACCUUAUUCACUAACUCAGUCACCAGGAGCAGGAGACGAUGCGGAUUGCUAAUGCACAGCUUGAUAGAAGCCAUUCCCAUCCCUUAGCAGGGGAGAAAGAGUUUGGAUUAGGAUCGUUUCCAGUCCUCCUUUCAAUUCCUGAUAGCCAUGUGACCCUUCGUUGAGUCACUUCCCCAAGUCUCAGGUUCAUCCGUAAAGUGGGGUGCUGCCGCCUGCCCUGGCUACCUCACGGUCGGGAGGGUCGUGCAAGGGACCAGGUGUGUGGAAAGCACUGGAAAAUGACAGAAGCACCCAAGAGGGAUGAAGUAUUAUUAGGAAAACUCAAAGACCGAGAAAAACGUUUGUAGGUCAGAAUACAGAAGCCAAAACUAUCCGAGGAAUCCGUUUUCAGCAUUUCAGAGUGAAAGAAAGAUCCUGAAAUACUACAUUGUACCACAUUGUACAGUUACGGUAAUUUCUCUUUCUGAAGUAUUAGACAUUAGCUACUCAAACAGAAGAUGAUUGGAUGGAUUCGCACUGUCAUCUGAUUCUGAAGGGACAGUCAAAACAGUUCUAUUUAUUGGUAGUAUUAAGUUACAGUGGUCAUGAGUUUAGAUGGUGAGUCCUUACAUUUAUCUCAUUUCUUCUAUAUUUAUUGUUUGGAUUUACUCUAAACUCCAAACUCGAAUAGGCAUUACUGUUUUUUUCCUCUUUCCAUGUUUCACCUGGGAAGGUGCUAGCACACUUUUGAUGAGGCUGGAAGAGGGGAACAGACACUCCUGUGGGGGAACAGUUUACACUCUUUCCUGGGUAGGGUGGCUGGUCAAUAUCAAGGGCUCGAUU